AUGAAAAAUGGUACAGUAAUAUCCGUGGGGACAGGCCAGGCAUUAAACAAACAUUUGGAUUAUCAACUCCUUAGUAAGGGCUUAGCAAAGGACACGUCUGGAACAAGUUGGAAGAAUAAAUUUAAUAAAAUUCUUGACUCGGCGACGGAUACUGAAGAUACGAACGCAUACAUUCGCAGGAACCAGCACAAAUUCGAACAAGCCGCCGCCAUGUUGGUAAGAAAACGAACUGUUGCACAGAGGGUAUUCGAUUUUGUUGAGCAUAGAGCUCAGUUAAUGGGCAUCAGUCAGGCGAAUUGA
Messenger RNA from Pieris macdunnoughi, 300 nucleotides. The record is from the annotation of a GenBank genome assembly. Lineage: Eukaryota; Metazoa; Arthropoda; Insecta; Lepidoptera; Pieridae.